CCUGAAAAUGCACCUCGUGCGUGGCUUGAGAUUUGACUGGGGCACUUCCAAGACUGGAGCGAAGACGACGACCUCCUUCGGGGAUUGCCGUGGACAGGAUCGCUUAACUGCAUUAUCAUCUUGUCUGAGAACCUGCGGCGACUUGCAACGGCUCCGCUAAAAUCGAAUAUCUAAAAUACUUAUCGGUCAUUUAGAUGACUUCAGCACUUGCGCUGGCCAAUUGGAAUAACUGAGCUCUCUGAUAAGCCAACCAUUAGUCAGCUAACCCGCCGCCGACAGAAA
This is a messenger RNA of Mycena citricolor, 282 nucleotides long. The record is from the annotation of a GenBank genome assembly. NCBI's taxonomy places the organism in Eukaryota, Fungi, Basidiomycota, Agaricomycetes, Agaricales, Mycenaceae.